Messenger RNA from Debaryomyces hansenii CBS767, 3249 nucleotides. RefSeq names its product DEHA2G15488p. The coding region runs from base 1 to 3249 and encodes 1082 amino acids. The transcript has a single exon. NCBI's taxonomy places the organism in Eukaryota, Fungi, Ascomycota, Pichiomycetes, Serinales, Debaryomycetaceae. The record is from RefSeq and is a predicted model, not a curated record.
AUGCUAUCGAUACUACGGAAUACGAGGUUGCAUGGCCAUUCGCUGAGAUGCUUGAAGUUGACCGUUCCGUUAGUAACUUCUAAAAGAUGUAUAUCAGAUCGAAAUUCGUCGUUAGAUCAAAAUAAGAUAGUUGAUUUGUUAUUAAAAUCGUCCAAGAUGGAACCUACAAAGCAAAAUCAUACAAAUAUUGAGGAUUUCAACAAGAAUUUUGUAAUACAUGAUACCGUUGAACUUCCAGAUAUAUCCAACCCCAAAAUACCAUUUCCUUCCAUUCAAUUUAAAGAUUAUGACAUUGCUGAUAUGGAAAAUCUAGGUCGAUUAUACAUGAAAUAUGUCACAGUGAAAUAUGUUUUCGACACCAGACCACAUAUUAGAUUUAAUGAAGCGUUUAAUUACACUGAUACAUUAUUAGAGUGUGCAUCUAUGGCAUUUGACUCUCGAAAGUCGUCCUUUUUGGAAUAUAUUGGACAAUUUUGCAUUGCAGAUAUCUCUAAAUGUAAUCAAUACAUAGAAGGUUUCUUUAUGGAGGACGCAAAAUCAAGUCAACUAAUUGAAUCAUUUUCGACCUACUUUCUCAAAAUAACUCCUAGAUUUAAGCGUGAUAUGGUUGAUUAUAACUUGAUAUGGGACUCAGCGGUUCCAAAUUCUACAAUUGAACUCCCGAGUCUAGAAUACGCCAAGCAUGUUUUUAAUCCCUUUUUGUUAGUGGAUUCUUCUAAUUUAAAAAAGUUCAUGUCCUCCUCUAUGUUUGAUGGGACGCAGGAGAAUACACUUGUCGGUGAUAAACUACUUGAUUUGCAAAAUUACGGUAAGCUAAUGUUCGAAUUCUACACCGUGAAACACCUCUUUCAGAAGCUUGAUAUCUCUAAUCCCUUGUUUAUUGACAUAGUCAAGAACUUGGAUUCUAUUUUUGAAGAUGUUAUAAGCUUUUCGGCGCUUACAAAUGUCAUAAAAUGUCCCCAGUAUUCACCGAUAAUAAAGGAUAUUCGUACUAAAUCUAAUUUCAAUGAAAUUUUCUAUCAAUAUUUGGGUAUUCUAGAUUUGAACAACAAGAUUGUAGAAAAUCUGGUUGAGAAAUGGGUGGGUAGAUUGGUUGACUAUUUAAUAGCCAACUCAAGUGAAAAUGAAAUAAACUUUGCUAUCAAGUUCGAUAGUCCAUCGCUACUGUCGCCUAAGUACAAGAAACAGAAGAAUUUACCGGUUGUCCCCUGCUUGAAAAUGAGCGAGUCUAUGAGCGAUAAAGCUUUCCCGCAUGGGUACGCGGAUUCAACCAUGUUAGAUGAAUUAAAGGAACUUGGUAAAUCUUGCAUUUCUUUAGCAUUUAAGCAUUACUUGGUCGUAAAUAGCUUGCAUGAGACUGAAUAUGAGAAGUAUAAAUAUGAGAAAGAAUUUAUUGAAGUAGUCGGUAGACAUGUGAAUGACUCUAUCAAAGUCAAAAGUAUAACACCAGAUGAGUUCUCAAAUUCAGAUAUACCUUUUACAAGUGACCAAUUUUUAGGUUUAUAUUUGAUUGAAGAUUUUGAAGGUUGUAUGUCAUUUCUUGAUCAAUUCUUCGCAGGAGAUUACAACCCUUCUAACUUUGAGGCAUCAGCAAGUUAUAUAAAACAUCUUGCAUUUCAAAUUAACACACCUAUCAUCAGAAUGGCGGGUUCCAUCACGCUGAAGGAUUCAAGUCCUCUAAGUCUCCCUCCAUUAAGCGAUAAUUCGAGAACAACAAGGUUCCUUUUAUUGAAUAACGCAGUUAUAAAUCCUAGUUUUGGUACUUACAAGAAUAGAAACUGGAAGAGAAAUAAUUCGAUGAAAAAUUCCUUGCAUUUAUGGCAUAGUUGGGGCAGUUUACUAUAUAAGGUCUCAAUCCGCCAUGCGUUAAUAUCCAAGCUGUCCCAAGUAUCAUCCCCGUAUAUUCAAGAAUUGUUUAAAUUGCUUACCUCGAAUAAUUUUUGCAAGUAUAUUCUAGACGAUUCGAAUAAUUUCAAUAUAAUAGAAAACACUGAUUACGAAAGGUUACUAAUGGAGAGAAGAUACACAAAUAGUCUUAUUAAUGCCCAAUUUUCUCAAUACUUAGCAACUGUGCAAAUGUCUAACUCAAAAACAAUUAAGGAGUGGACGCUGAGCUUCGUUGAGUUGUUUAUCAGUCUCAUAGAAAAUCUUAAUAGUGAAGAAGUUAUACACUUGAUCAAUACGUUCACAGAAAAAUUUAAGAUGCACAAAUUUUCAUUGUGCCAGAGUUUUGCUACUAAUAUAAUCAAAAACAUAGAAGAAGAAAGAAUCGUUAUUGACUUGCCAAGUAUCAAUGAGUUAAAUAAUGAGGAUUUCGCCCCAUCAGAAGAGAUGGGAAAAGCCUUCUUAAGUUACUCUAUAGCAUCCUUUAAUAUCCACUAUGGUUUGGAUAGUUUUAUUAAUUCCAAAAUAGAUACAAUGGACAUGAUAGAAGUAGUGGUCAAAACGAAGCCAAUUAAAGAACUUCUCCGCAGCAAAUCAAUUUAUCAAUAUAUUGGUCUUUUGGUUGAUCAGAAGGGAAAUACCGAAGCACAAAGGGUUACAUAUAACUUUCUUGGACAAAUUUUGAAUUCUAAAGCAAAGCCCUUGAACUUUUCUAAAAUACCCAAUCUUAACUUGAAUAUAAACGAUAAAGUGAUUGGUGGCUCAGAUUUUUUUGUUUGGGGAAAUGCAAUUCAAUUCCCAAAGAUACAUAAUGAUGCCUUGCAUAAGCUUUUAUUAGUAAAUUUUUAUGUAUCUAGAACUUUUUUUCAAAUAACUAGAAACCAUGUUGGUAAUAUCCACGAGUUACCUGAUUUGUGUACGAAGUUCAAUACAAUAGGUGGUGAGUUUUAUAAGUAUCUGGUUCUAAAACAUGCGUACACAUAUCUGUCAUCAGGAACACUUCGUUUACCUGAAGCUAUAUUAGAGAAGUCCAUAAAAUUACUCAUGGACAGAGUUUUUAUGUCGAUUGUAUGUUAUAAGUCUGGUAUAUUGUAUGAUCCAUUUAAUCAUACAGAUUAUUCAAAACUUGCUAAAAAGGCAAUGAAAAACAAUUACUUUUUUCUUCGUUUCAGCAGUCAAUCCUUUAGACAGUAUAUGGGUUCAUUAUGUUACCAUGAUAUUGAUAUAGCCGAUAGGUGGGUUAACUCAAUUGUAAAUACAUUAUUAGACGAAUUGUCUAAUGCAUCCAACAUUCAAAAGCAACAUCAAAUAUUAAACGAUUUGGAAUCAAAAAUGCAAAAAUACUAUGUACAAAAACGCAUUUAA